CUAUUUACUAGAAGUGGACACUUAAACGCGUGUUUCUGAUGGUGAUAUGAACGCAGCUUUAGAGCAUCUGUGACUAAGGCUUCAUGAGAUUCUCACCUUCAUUCAGUGAUAGCUGUAGAUUUCAGUGUGGACACGUGACAUGUUGUAGAAAGUUGACUAAUCUUCUUCACGCUCCCUCUCUGGUUUCUCCACAGGACUGUGGGCUGAACACACAACAGGUCCAGAAGAAUUCAGGUUGGUAGGAACAGACGGUCCCUGUGCUGGAGGACUGCAGAGGAGGAUCCAGGGAUCUGAGUGGAGUGAAGUAUGGGACAUAAACAUGAAGAUUGUAGCCAAUGUUUGCAGGAGACUGGAUUGUGGUUCUCUGGUGUCAGCCAGAAAAACAAGAUAUAAUAUAAACAUAACUUGUUCAGACUCUGUCAGGCUGGAGAACGGAUCCAGUCGGUGUUCAGGCAGGCUGGAGGUGAAGUCCAACAACUCGUGGUCCUCCGUGUGUGAAGAUGACUUUGACCUGCUGGAUGCAGAGGUGGUCUGUAGGGAGCUGGGCUGUGGGGCUCCUUCAGUCCUCCAGGGGGCGCUCUAUGGAGAAGCAGAAGCUCCCAUAUUGAGCAGAGAGUUUCUCUGUGAAGGUCAUGAGUCUGUUCUUCUGGACUGUGGAAGCUCAUGGAGGAAAACAAAAGCCUGUCCACCUGACAAAGCUGUUGGACUCACCUGCUCAGAUCCUGCUACUGUGAGACUGAUGGGAUCGAGUCGUUGUUCUGGUGAACUCCAGGUGAAGAAUGACUCUGUCAGGCUGGAGAACGGAUCCAGUCUGUGUUCAGGCAGGCUGGAGGUGAAGUCCAACAACUGGUGGUCCUCCGUGUGUGAAGAUGACUUUGACCUGCUGGAUGCAGAGGUGGUCUGUAGGGAGCUGGGCUGUGGGGCUCCUUCAGUCCUCCAGGGGGUGCUCUAUGGAGAAGCAGAAGCUCCCAUAUUGAGCAGAGAGUUUCUCUGUGAAGGUCAUGAGUCUGUUCUUCUGGACUGUGGAAGCUCAUGGAGGAAAACAAAAGCCUGUCCACCUGACAAAGCUGUUGGACUCACCUGCUCAGGUACAGCUGCCAGUUAG
Messenger RNA from Oryzias latipes (Japanese medaka), 1105 nucleotides. The record is from RefSeq and is a predicted model, not a curated record. Lineage: Eukaryota; Metazoa; Chordata; Actinopteri; Beloniformes; Adrianichthyidae.